CUACCCGGACCCGGACCGUCCCCAUGGUCGUUACUACCGGUACCGGACCCAUGCUUGUGCAGCUGCUGAUACUCCUGGGCUGCCUCGCUCUCUCCGUGGGCCAGUACAGCAGCUGCAAGUCGCUGGUGAGCACGGACGACGGACCCACAUGGGAGUACUACGCGUGCCAGCCGCGUGCCAUGGCCAUGAAACAAUACAUGCAGAUUAAAGUGGACCCGCCCGGAAUCACGUGCGGAGACCCUCCCGAGCGCUUCUGCACGCUGGAGAACCCAUACCUGUGCAGUGACGAGUGUGAUGCCUCGAUCCCGGAGCAGGCGCACCCCCCCACCCUGAUGGCAGACGCGGAGCUGAGCGGCGGGGGCGUGGCGACCAAUGGGAUCAGCGGGGGCCCCGUGACCUACUGGCAGACCGUCACCUGGAGCCGCUUCCCAGAACCCCUAUUGGCCAACAUCACACUGUCCUGGAACAAGAGUCUGGAGUUGACAGAUGACAUCACGGUCACGUUCGAGUACGGCCGUCCCACAAUCAUGGUUCUGGACAAGUCGCUGGAUAAGGGCCGCACCUGGCAACCCUACCAGUUCUACGCGGACGACUGCAUGGAGGCAUUUGGAAUGCCACCCAAGCGCGUGGGGGACCUGGCGGCGGCUAACGUGACGCGCGUCAUCUGCACGGAGCAGUACUCGCGCUGGGUGGGCUCCAAAAACGAGAAGAACGUGCGCUUCGAGGUGCGUGAGCGUUUUGGGAUCUUCGCGGGGGGCCCGGCGCUGCGCAACAUGGACGGCCUGUACACGCGAAUGGAGAGCAUGAAGGGCCUGCGCGACUUCUUCACCUUCACCGACCUGAGGCUGCGCCUGCUGCGGCCCGCGCUCGGCGGCACCUACGUGCAGCGCGACAACCUCAUGAAGUACUUCUACGCCAUCUCCAACAUCGAGGUCAACGCCAGGUGCAAGUGUAACCUGCAUGCGGACCAGUGUGUGGUGCGUGACGGCGUGCUGGCGUGUGACUGUGAGCACAAUACCACCGGUCAGGACUGCGCUCGCUGUGAGAAGGGAUACAAGGCCAAGUCAUGGAAGCCCGGAUCAUACCUGCCCACGCCCAAUGGGUCACCUAAUACCUGUGAGGCGGCUGGUUCAGUUGGCAAUUGUGAAUGCUACGGCCACUCUAACCGGUGUAGUUAUAUUGAGUUCAUCAACAUCGUGACGUGUGUGAGCUGCAAGCACAAUACCCGCGGCCAGAACUGCCAGCACUGUCGCUUAGGAUACUACCGCAACGCCUCGGCCGAACUGGACGACGAGAACGUCUGCAUAGAGUGCAACUGUAACCAGCUGGGCUCUCUGCAUGCUCGCUGCAAUGAGACGGGCUUCUGCCAGUGCAGAGACGGCACCACCGGACCGAAGUGCGAGGACUGCUCACCCGGAUACACCUGGAAACAGGGGUGCAUCCCCAACGUGUGUGAUGAGGAGUUCCUGCUGUGCCAGAACGGCGGCACGUGUUUCCAGGGCCAGAAGUGUCUUUGCCCUCCGGGCCUCAAGGGGGUGCUGUGCGAACAGGCCCAGUGCGCGGGGGGCAAGGCCUGCGACCGCGCCUCCUCACAACACCUCCUCCACAGCGGGCUGCUGCUCCUCUCCUUGCUCCUCUCCCUACUCCUCUAA
Molecule: messenger RNA, 1652 nt
Organism: Engraulis encrasicolus (European anchovy)
Lineage: Eukaryota; Metazoa; Chordata; Actinopteri; Clupeiformes; Engraulidae
Gene: ntng2a
Product: netrin g2a
Exons: 9
Coding region: 24-1652 (542 amino acids)
Biological process (GO): animal organ morphogenesis; substrate adhesion-dependent cell spreading; tissue development
Cellular component (GO): basement membrane
Source: RefSeq, a predicted model, not a curated record